UUCCAUCACUUUCAUUUCCAAUUGCAUACGACACGAUACGUGGACGGGUAUUAGUAGAAACAUUUUUCACAAAAACAGAUAGUUUUAAGAUAAACCUCGAGUUAAAGACUGCAAAAUGGUCACAAAAUAUUUAUUAACAGUUCUCGCAAUUGCUAUCAGCGGUUCAUUGGCAGAAAGCUGCCAGAAUCCCCAAGUCGAAGCUGCAUCAUUCACGAGUUUGGAUGCCACCAUCGUCACCCAUAUAGCAUAUAUUACAGAAUUUACGUUGAAAUGUGAUAACCCUCUGCCCGAAAACUACGCGCUGUACGCUGAGGUUGAAGGGAAACCAUUGACAGCGGCGCGCAUUGCCGAAAAUAGAUAUCAGGUCUCAUGGACUGAGGAACCAGCUAAGGCACGUUCUGGUGUCCACGAAGUCCUUGUCUUCGAUGAAGAGGGCUGGGCAUCCCUACGCAGAGCUCGCCGCAGUGACCCAGCUGUUAAUGUUGCCCCACUACUGGCCAUUCAAUUGCAGCAUCCCGGAAGCUACUCCGGUCCCUGGGUGAACUCUGAAGUACUUGCAACUGCUCUAUCUAUCAUUGUUGCGUACACCGCUCUCAGAAACAAAAGCAAAAUUCUAGCUUAGAUGUUAUUAUAGUUGGUUUUAAUAUAUUUAAAUUAAAUCUAUAAAUUU
Vanessa atalanta (red admiral) is the source of this 670-nucleotide messenger RNA. RefSeq names its product translocon-associated protein subunit delta (gene Tapdelta). The record is from RefSeq and is a predicted model, not a curated record. The transcript has 3 exons. Lineage: Eukaryota; Metazoa; Arthropoda; Insecta; Lepidoptera; Nymphalidae. The coding region runs from base 116 to 622 and encodes 168 amino acids. Gene Ontology annotation, cellular component: membrane; endoplasmic reticulum; endomembrane system.